AAUGUAGACAAACGUAGUGGGCUCACGCCUCACACCUCUUGUGUACGUAUGCUAAGCUGAUCUAUUUCAGUACAUUUGUUAUGGAUAACUAAUGUAUGUGCUGAUUGUUUUGAGUGCAUGUAACUAUCACAUUAAAGUAUUUGCGAUGAGAUUAUAACUUUAAUUCCGUAAACAAGUAAUUAUUACUUAUAUUUUAAGUUCUAACCUAGUAGUUUUCUGGGUAAUAUCUCUCAAAUCAUCUGAGGAUAUUAUGGCUGAAAACAUCCCUGAUGAAAAAUUGGCUUUAGCUGCUGUGCGACAGAAAAGAUAUCUGAACGGAGAGCCACUGAAAAGAACGGCUUUAUCUGUAAUUAAUGGAAACAAAAAUUUUGAAAAAAAUCCCGUCGAGGGUAUUAAAAAAUACAUUGAAAAGAGGCCCUUGAGAUCUUGCCAGUUAAAUAAAAAAGCAAAUGAAUUCAAAAGUUCUACAUUCAAUAUUUUUGAAGAUGAAAACAGUACACUUCCUUUGAAUAAUGAAAUUCGGGAACCGGCUGUGCAAGAAGAUAAAGUUCUGCCUGUCAGCGUUUCAUCUGGUAGUGAAAAAGAAGAAACAAAGACUCCUCAAGUUCUUGAAUCAUCUAAUGAAGCAAAUGGUGCGAAAACAGAAGACAAGGUGUAUUCUUUACUGUGGUGCUCACCUUACAAAGCUGAUAUUUAUUCGUAUUUAAAAGAAGUUGAGAAAAAAUGCCGUCCACGUCCCACUUACAUGCUGAAACAACCAGAUAUCUCACAUAAUAUGCGCAGUGUCCUUGUUGAUUGGCUUAUAGAAGUAGGGGAAGAAUACAAACUUCAGGCUCAAACUAUACAUCUUGCUGUUUCCUACGUUGAUCGAUUCUUGUCACGUAUGUCAGUUUUGCGAGGGAAAUUGCAGCUGGUUGGAACUUCGUGUAUGUUUAUAGCAGCAAAGUAUGAAGAGAUUUAUCCUCCUGAAUUAAAAGAUUUUGCUUAUAUUACGGAUGACACAUACACAAAAAAGCAGAUUUUAAGAAUGGAGCAUCUUAUAUUAAAAGUUCUAGCUUUUGACAUUGCUCCUCCAACUGCAUAUUCUUUUUUGCAAAUCUUUUGCUGUAUGGCUUCUGCACCUCAGCUAGUGUCAAAUUUGGCACAGUACAUAUGUGAAAUAUCUCUGUUAGAUGGAGAUCCAUUUUUGAAGUUUCUACCCAGUGAAAUAGCAGCCUCAUCAUUAGCUUUAGCAAAUCUUAAACUGGGAUCUAGUGCUUGGUCAGAAGAUUUGGAAAAAAUAACUGGUUUUUCCUUAAGUGAUCUAAAGAAUGUUAUCAAGUGUUUGUAUGGAAGUUGGUGUAUUGUUUCAGCAUAUCCUCAACAGGCAGUGUAUGAGAAAUACAGCAAAAAUAAGUUUCAAUGUGUAGCUGGCAUUCAAUCUCCAAAGGAGUUGAUUUUAUGAAAGAACCGGCAUUAUUUUUUACUUGUAGUUUUCAAUUUAUGUUACCUGUAAAGAAAGGAAAAAAAGAGUGAGUGUUUCUGUGUGCUGUAAAAACAGGCCAAUGGAAAGAUGUUUUUGCCCAAGAAUUAGUUUUUCCCUCUCUUCUGCUUACAACUAAUUUGAAAAAAUAUCUUUUAAUUUUUUAAUAUAUUGUUGCUUCUAAGAUGUGUAUUUGCAAAAGCUAUUGAAAUUAGUAUCUCACUGCUUUUUUGGUUUGCUUUACUUGUGGUAAUGGACAAUACUUAAUGUAUUUCUUUGUAAAUAAUGUAUCAUAUUGUGACUGAUGUUAAAUGCAACAUCUGAAUUUUACCCAUUUUAAAUUAUUAGUUUAAAAUAGCUGUGAAUUAUUAACUGUAAAUAUUUUCAUCAAGUUUCUGGGAUUGAAAUGAAUUUGCCCUGGUAUGCUUUGAAUAGCAAUUUAUAUUUAGGCGUUUAUAGCCUAUAAUACUCUCAAUUAAUUCGAAGAUUAUUUAUGUGUCUAAUCAAAUUAAAAAAGAGAUAUGGUUUUAGCCUAUAUGCAAUAUAUAUAUUUAUAUUUAUACAUUUGGCAUGCUGAAAAUUGCUAUUAAAUAAAAUUUUAUUUUAUUAAUCAGCAA
Stegodyphus dumicola is the source of this 2079-nucleotide messenger RNA. Its product is annotated as G2/mitotic-specific cyclin-A-like. The record is from RefSeq and is a predicted model, not a curated record. Gene Ontology annotation, molecular function: cyclin-dependent protein serine/threonine kinase regulator activity. Lineage: Eukaryota; Metazoa; Arthropoda; Arachnida; Araneae; Eresidae. Gene Ontology annotation, biological process: mitotic cell cycle phase transition.